Molecule: messenger RNA, 1089 nt
Organism: Phaeodactylum tricornutum CCAP 1055/1
Lineage: Eukaryota; Bacillariophyta; Bacillariophyceae; Surirellales; Neidiaceae
Exons: 1
Coding region: 1-1089 (362 amino acids)
Molecular function (GO): RNA binding
Source: RefSeq, a predicted model, not a curated record
AUGGCAAAGGCUAGCAAGAACAAGACGCGAAUGCGAGAGGAAAGCAAGGGGGCCUUCCGAGUAGCCAAAGAGGAAGAAGAAGCAUCUAUUGGUGGCUGUCCUGAGAACAAUAAUCCUGUGCACAAGACUGUCGACGAGGACAAAACGCCACAGGAAAAAGGGGGAUCGAACAAGUCUUCGACAGUAACGGGGAAGAGCAUCAUUAACAGUGGAGACGCCGAGUCAUCGGAUGAAGACGACUUGCUCGAAGCAGCAGCCGCCUGGGCGGAGGGAGACGACGAUGACAAGCAAAUGAAAAACCUUAAGGUGCACCAAUCGAACACCAAAAAGCCGCCCCAGAACAAGAGCAAACAAUCAAAGGACAAGUUGUCAACUUUGAAUGAUAAUACGGCGACUGCCGCAAGCUCGCUUUUAUCGGAGACUUCGCCAGACAGAAUGUGGUCGCUACACAUUACGCAGUUGGACUUUGACACCACCGAGUUCGACCUGCGUCAACAUUUUGUCACGCGAGGAUGCGCGCUUUCGUCCAUUCGACUCGUUUGCGAUCGCGGAUUGAACGGCAAGAAACUGUUUCGGGGAGUUGCCUUUGUCGAUGUCCUGGACGAGGAGUCGUACAAGACGGCAUUGGCCUUAGAUAAAAGUGAUAUGUUGGGACGCAGAAUCAAUGUGCGACCAACCAAGACCAAGUCCGAGUUGGCUGAUAUUGUGCAACGUACCAAAGAGAUUGUAAAGGAAAAGAUAAAAUUGAAUUUAGAAGAAAUGGAUGAGCGAGAGGCUAGCGAAAAGUCGCAUACGUCGCCAAAUACGGAUAAGAAGAGAUCGCGAAAGGACAAGCAAAGAGAUGGAAAGGAGCGCAAACCGAAACGUCGCAAAACCGAAAUGCUAAAGUCCACAGACGACAAUACGAAAGGCAAUGCAAAGACAGAAGCGGUAGUUCCCAAGGAUGCAAAGCAGGCAACAAGAGGGGUCAAGAAUCAAUCUCCCACGGGUUCUAAAACGAUUGGCAACAUAGAUCCGAACCGAAAAUUGUCGAAAAAGGAACGCAAUCGCAAAGCAGCCAUCUUGAUACAAAUGCGAAGAAGAAGAUAG